This is a messenger RNA of Closterium sp. Yama58-4, 963 nucleotides long. The record is from the annotation of a GenBank genome assembly. NCBI's taxonomy places the organism in Eukaryota, Viridiplantae, Streptophyta, Zygnematophyceae, Desmidiales, Closteriaceae.
AUGUCGCCUAAAGCUCGCAUAUUUUCGUCUAUGGACUCAUUCGAAGACCGAUCCGAGACGGAGUCUCUGUAUUCCGUUCAUGAUGCGAAGAUCAUCGACGGCAAGGCCAUCGCGAAGCAGAUCCAUGGCGAGGUGGCUGAGGGGGUGGCCAAACUAAAAGAAGCCACUGGGAAGAUCCCAGGGCUGGCUGUGAUUAUAGUGGGGGAGCGCAAGGACUCGCAGACGUACGUGCGGAUGAAGGUGAAGGCGUGCCAGGAGGUGGGGAUCGCGUCGUUUGAAGGGAAGCUUCCUGGCGAUGCCAGUCAGGAUGACGUCAUUGCAGCAGUCAGAGAGUUCAACGCCAACCCUGACGUGCAUGGCAUUCUGGUACAGCUGCCGCUGCCGGCACACAUCAGUGAGGAGGCGGUGCUGGCCGAGGUGGCGCUGCCCAAGGACGUGGACGGCUUCCAUCCAAUCAACAUCGGCCAGCUGGCGAUGAAGGGGCGCCGCCCGCAGUUCGCCCCAUGCACUCCCGAGGGCUGCAUGGUACUGCUGGAGCGCAGUGGCAUACCAAUUAGCGGGCAGCGGGCGGUGGUGAUUGGGCGCAGCAACAUCGUGGGCAUGCCUGCUGCGAUGCUAUUGGUGGAGAGGGACGCCACGGUUACCAUAGUGCACUCGAGGACCAAGGAGCCAAAGGAGAUCGUCAAGCAGGCUGAUAUUGUGAUCGCUGCCAUUGGGAAGGCCCAGAUGGUGAAGGCCGACUGGCUGAAGCCAGGGUGUGCAGUGAUCGAUGUGGGGAUCAACGCAGUGGACGAUGCGAGCAAGAAGGCGGGGUACCGGCUGGUGGGGGAUGUGGACUAUGAGGGGGGCAGGGAGGUAGCCGGGUGGAUCACCCCCGUGCCGGGGGGAGUGGGGCCCAUGACCAUUGCUGUGCUGCUGCAGCACACGCUUACAGCAGCGCAGAGGGCACUGGGGGAUAGUUGA